GGAAGUGCGCUGUUUAGCUGAACGCGGGUCUGUUUCCGUGUGGAAGUGUGAUUGCGAGAGAUUAAUGACACAGAAGACAGAGCGACAUGAAAACACGUCCUGCUGCUGGAAGGGUCUAAAUGUCAUUUUGCGCUACAGAAAUCUGACUGACAUUGAGCAGAAAUCCCUGUAUUUACACAGUGCUGUGGUGCCAUGCAGCUGUGGCUUCAGGAUCUGUUUGUGUGGACGACUUUUCAUCUGUUUGCUCACAUUUCACAUCAUUUACCUCCUUGUAUUGCUGGGCUUUCUGUUACGUUUUUAGGGAAAGAUCCUCUUGCUUAGUUGGAAGAUGUCCAAUGCGGAGCCAAGGAUGCGCAGGUGGAAAUGGCCUUUUCUGGUUACCUCUCUGUACCUGGGCUGUCUUUGUUUUCUCUGCUCAGUCUCUGGGGUUUCGGGCAGCGUGUGCAGAGUAACGGGUGGUGUACUGGGUAUCCACUGGAACAGCGUGAUUGGUCUGGGCUGGCAGCCACUGGCAAUGGACAGGGGAGGGCCUCGGUGCUGGGAAUCCUGCUGUUUGAGGCCCUCCUGUGGUGCUGUGUGGAGUCUGGGUGGAAGAUGUGUAUUACUGGCCUGCACUCAAAAAAAGGGCUGCACCAUUACAUCACUUCCUCAGCCGGAUAGAAAAUCACUGGGACUUCUGCAGCAGCUGAACAAGAGCAUGCGCAGGAAACCUCGAAAUGCUGAGGAUAUCAGAAUAAUCAGGGAAAUAGAUCAGGGCCCGUCUGUGAAACCCACAGCACCCGCUCUUCCAUAUACAGCCAGUGAGACCACCGUCCAGUCCACCGGUGGCAGUGGAGAACAAGUAGCUCUCUCAGCAUCUGAGCAUAAUUCAACACUGGAUGCAGACACUGUGGAUCAUUCAACACUGAACAACAGUAAUCAGUCACCGCAGUCCACAUCUGACACCCGUUCAGCGGCUCCACCAACUACAUCAGCUGUGCGAGAGCUGUUCGUGUCUGCUGGUAAAAAUGUGGAGGUCACUUUACCGCGCAAUGAGGUGGAGCUGAAUGCUUUCGUAGUGCCAGCGCCCCCUUCAGGGGCUAACUAUGACUUUAAUUGGCAUUUGAGGACGCAUCCAAAAGAUUACAGUGGAGAAAUGGAGGAUAAACACAGCAAGACACUUAAGCUCAGUAAGCUGACAGUGGGCCUCUAUGAGUUUGAAGUGGUAGUGGACGGUGACGGUGCUCAUGGGGAGGGAUACGUCAACGUUACUGUCAAUCCAGAGCCACGAGUUAAUAAGCCACCUGUUGCAGUGGUUUCUCCAAAGUACCAGGAAAUCUCUCUGCCUACAAGCUCCACUGUGAUUGAUGGCAGUCAGAGUACUGAUGAUGAUAAAGUAGUGUCGUGGCAUUGGGAGGAGGUGAAGGGGCCGCUCAGAGAGGAAAAAGCCUCGGGUGAUACUGCUAUUCUCACUCUCUCCAACCUGGUUCCUGGUAACUACACCUUCAGUCUUACAGUGACUGACUCGAAUGGAGCUCAGAAUUCAACCCAAGCCAUGUUGUUAGUCAACAAGGCCACAGACUACAGGCCUACAGCAAAUGCAGGACCCAACCAAGUGAUCACCCUACCACACAACUAUAUCACACUGUAUGGCAACCAAAGUACUGAUGACCACGAGAAUCUGUCCUACGAAUGGUCACUCAGUCCUGAAAGCAAGGGCAAGGUGGUGGAGAUGCAGGGUGUGAGAACACCCAUUCUGCAGCUGUCUGCUAUGCAGGAGGGUGACUACACCUUUCAGCUAACCGUCACUGACUCAUCUGGCCAGCAAGACACGGCUCAGGUCACUGUCAUUGUCCAGCCAGAAAAUAACAAGCCACCUGUAGCGGAUGCUGGUCCAGACAAAGAGCUGACGCUGCCGGUCGAUCGUACCACGCUGGACGGCAGCAAGAGCAGUGAUGACCAAAAAAUUGCCACGUACCACUGGACAAAGACCAAGGGCCCAGAAGGGGUGAAAAUUGAUAAUGCAGACACUGCAGUUGCUGUGGUGAUGGGUCUGCAGGAGGGCGAGUACAUUUUCACAUUGACAGUGACUGAUGAAAGAAUGCUGGAGAAUUCUGACACAGUCUCUGUCAUUGUCAGAGAAGAGGAUGAUCAGCCACCAGUUGCCAAAGUGGUGUCCAGUCCUCCGAUCACUCUUCCCAUCCGUACAGCAUUUCUGGAUGGUUCGCGAUCAUCGGAUGAUAAGGGCAGCAUCAGCUACCACUGGACCCGGGAAGACAGCAGCCCAGCUGCAGGGGAUGUUCUGAAUAACUCUGACCAUCAAGCAGUGCUUUUUCUUGGUAAUCUGGUGGAAGGGAAGUACACUUUCACUCUGACUGUAACUGACAGUAAGGGAAAGACCAGUACCGAUAGAGGCACUGUAGAGGUUCGACCAGAUGUUUACGAACGGGACUUGGUGGAGCUGAUCCUGGAAGUUGCUGUGGUUCAGGUGUCCCGCAGACAGAAGGAUAUGCUCAUCAGACAGGUUGGCGUCCUUCUGGGUGUCCUGGACAGUGACAUCACAGUGCGAGAGAUUAGCGCCUUCAAUGAGCACAGCACUCGCUUGGUAUUUCUGGUGUCUGGAGGUCCUGGACGACCUCCAUUGGCCGGCCAUAGUGUUGCUAUGGAACUACGCAACAAAUUUCGCAAGCAAAAAAAUGAAUUCCUUAUCUUUAAGGCCCGGCGAGUGGACACCGUUAUCUGCCAGCUGAACUGCUCCAGUCACGGGGAAUGUGAUUCCUUCACCAGACGCUGUGUGUGCCACCCGUUCUGGAUGGAGAAUUUAUUCAAUACUUAUUUUUGGGAUGAUGAGAGCAAUUGUGAAUGGAGUGUAUUAUAUGUGACGAUAGCCUCGUUCAUGAUCCUGGUUGCUAUCGCCACUGUAAUAUGGGGUAUCGUGUGCUGCUGUCGGAGACGGAAAAGCAAAGUAAGACGCAAGAGCCGCUAUAAAAUGCUGGAGGGGGAUGAUCAGGAUUCUCUGGAAUUACAGUUAACAAAACCAAGUCGCUUGAAGGCAGUUCCUGCUGCCACAUCUUCUGCACUCAUGCACUCUGAUUCUGAUCUGGAAAGUGAUGAUGGUCAGGCAGGAAUCCCCUGGUCUGAUCGAGAGCGUGGAAAACUCCUUCCACCCCAAAACGGAUCUCUGCGUAAUGGCCAUGGUCCUCAUAAACCUAAAAAACUAAGGGAGGAGUUGCUUUAGCACACAAACCAAACUUCUUGUAUCGCACCAACGCACUGUUCACCCCUCAUCCACGACACCCCUCAUCACUUUAAUUCAGGAGGGACUUGCGGGACGUCACAAAUGAUAACCUCUGCACCUGCUUCCCUGGGCUGAAUCACAGUUCAGUCCGAGCCAAAAUAAAAAUGCAUUUAAACCUGAAUGGUGGAAAAAGACAAAGCUGUAGAGCCAUGCACCUCAAAAAGACAAAAAGAAUGUACCUGCUUUACUGUAGAGAAAGACAAGGGAUAUAUGUUCCUGCUGAACCUGGAAAGGGUUGGGCAUUUCAAAGUAGCUCUCUGAAAAACUUUUCCCCACCAGAAUGUCACAUCACACUGCGGAUAACUGAGCCUGCCUCACUGUCCCCUUUCUACAAAGCUUCCUGAUAUGACAGGCAGCUUGUCACAUCCAAACACUGCCUGGCAUGUCUAUAAAUUUGUAUAUUUUUACUUGUGGUAAUAAUGCAGAGUGAGUCCUACAGCACCUAAUAAUGCCAUGUGGUAUGACUGCAUGAGAAGGCAAGAUUUCACUUCCCUUGUUCAUUUUUAUGGUUUGCAUGUAUCACAUUGAGAUGUGCGUGUGUUACCCUACGGUCUGGUGUGGCUGAAGGUCAAAAGUGUUUUUGCCCCUUUUCCACUUUAAACACCAGCAAAUGUGGCAUCUGCAGCAUAAAUAGCCAUGUUUGUCAGAGGUUUACGGAGGGGUAUCAUACACUGGAAAAUGUAUUGGAUAUUGCACUGGGGCCAGUCGUUUACCCCCCUCUGGUUUUGUGAAUGAAUAUGACAGGAUGGGGUCUGGCUGGCUUACUCGAACUGGAAUCGGCCACUAGUUAAUAAGUCAUGUUUUUGUUAUACUUGGUUUGGUUUGCGUUAGUAUUGCAUUUUACUCUCUUUAAAUUUUUUUUUUUUUUUUUUUUUUGGUUCAUCAGAAAUCAGAACUUGGUUUUAAAGUAAUUUCAGUUCAGCCAUUUGAGACAAGACACUUCAGUUACAGUGUACCCUGAUGGUUUGUUAUGAAAGAGCUGAAUGUCAUCUAAACAAUGUGUGUGCGAUCUCUCCCCCCCAUGUCUGAGUCUUGCACAUUUUGAAUGCAUGAGGAGGAAAAUGAAGGGAUUUUUUUUAAACCAUGCUUUUUCAUGCUGUUUUUAAUGAAGAAUUCCCUGGUUCAUGUGAUAUGUUCUAUAAACUGGAGUAAAUAAAAAAUAUAUAUUUAAA
This is a messenger RNA of Carassius auratus (goldfish), 4449 nucleotides long. RefSeq names its product KIAA0319-like ortholog. The coding region runs from base 329 to 3217 and encodes 962 amino acids. Gene Ontology annotation, cellular component: membrane; cytoplasmic vesicle; Golgi apparatus. NCBI's taxonomy places the organism in Eukaryota, Metazoa, Chordata, Actinopteri, Cypriniformes, Cyprinidae. The transcript is spliced from 21 exons. The record is from RefSeq and is a predicted model, not a curated record. Gene Ontology annotation, biological process: neuron migration.